UCUCUGCACUGGUAUAAAACAGUUGUGAAGAUCAGAUUCAACAUCAGUCAGCAAGCAGUCGUCAAACCACACAGUGUCAACAUGAUCGCUUUCAAGGCAACAACGCUCCUGAUGCUGGCAGCCGUCACAGCCGGGGCGCCCUCCGGCGGCGGAUGGGAGCCCGAGAACCAUUCCCACAGCGAGCACUCCCGCCCGUACCACUACACCGUGGUGAAGCAGAUCGGGGUGCCCAUCCCGCACCCGGUGGCCGUGUCGGUGCCGCAGUACGUGAAGGUGCCCAUCCCGCAGCCGUACCCGGUUCAUGUGACGGUGGAGCAGCCGAUACAUGUGCCCGUUUACAAGGUCGUACCCCAAAUAGUUGAGAAGCCUGUACCGUACACAGUAGAAAAGCCAGUCCCGUAUGAGGUAGAGAAGCCCUACCCAGUGGAAGUGGAAAAGAAGGUUGAGGUCCCCAUCCCCAAGCCCUACCCAGUCCACGUGCCCGUCUACAAACACAUCUACCACCAUAAGGGAAAGUACUAAGUAGGUUAAUAGGCUUCCAAAUUUAAAAUUUUAAAAAGAAAUGGGGCAGUCAGUGAAAAAGAAAUAGCUUAUUCUGUAAGCAGCAUGCUUUUUCUAGCGACCAGUACUUUUGAAUAUCGAAUAGCCUCGAUCGAAUGUAAAUACAAAUUAGGGUUUUAGUAUUUUUUGCACCAGUUCUGUGCCGGAUGUCAAAUAAAUGUGAUAUUUAUUGUGUGUUAUGCAAUAAUGUGAAUGUGUGUGUCGUUGACUGCGACUGUUGUUGACUAUAUUUUGUUAUUAUUGUUGUUGUUGAUUGUUGUUUAGGUUUUUAAUAAAAUAUACAAUUUUAUUGUU
Messenger RNA from Plutella xylostella (diamondback moth), 855 nucleotides. RefSeq lists its product as hypothetical. The record is from RefSeq and is a predicted model, not a curated record. NCBI's taxonomy places the organism in Eukaryota, Metazoa, Arthropoda, Insecta, Lepidoptera, Plutellidae.